AUGCCAUCACAUACCACUAACGAAAAGAAGGGCAACGGUCUAUCGAAAUCUGACGAUGAAAAUUAUACAGACAACGUCCGUACCUACCCGAGGACUCGCUUACAGCCCCUACUAAGUCUCGAAUACUUAGUGUCAACCUUGACUACGUUUGAGGCUACUUUACCCCACGACACCAUCUAUGCACUGCUUGCAAUCGCCAAGGAUACCACGGCACCUGUUAUGAUGACACACGCUCGUUUUGUGUCUGGUACUGUCGGGACGAGUCACGAAGAUAAUGAGACAUACAUGCCGCGCCCGAGCUACAACGUCGACUACAAACUACCAUCCCAACGCGUUGAGGGUCUCAAAUUAAUCAUCCUGAAGAAGAUCAUAGCGGACUUCAAAACAUGGUGUGUCGAAGAACGCAAGAAGGCGUGGCUUAUAACCAAGAAUGGUAUUGAAGCGGAGAUGGGACAGCGUAACGAGAAUCCGAAGACGAGCCCAAGUAGGAUGGGUAAGGAGAUGGACGCGCAUCUAAACAGGCUAGCAGACCAAGCAACAGAGGUGCGCACAUCUCGCAAACGAAAACGAGUACAACUACAGCCAGUCACGCACAUGCCUGGGAUCAGUUUCGACACAUCGGUACCCGAGGGAGGUGUCGACUCGGGCGUGCUCAAAGAAGCGUCAGCGGUACUUAAGAAGAAGUCGUUGUUGGAUUGGUGGGAAAUUGAAUACGCCCUUGUCGCCAGUCGCCAUUGGAAGCAGAAGGUCAGAAAAAGCAAGGAAGCCCGUGAAGAAAAGUGGCGGUUACAGCGGCUUGAAAACUGUCGGGCUCUCAAGAACAAGAACGUGACAAAGGGAAGUGGAAAUGCAGACAGCGUGCCUAUGGCCGAGGAUACUGCUGUAGGGGAAGGAGCUACCCGUAACGAGGAUGGGGUUAGUACGGAGCAUUUGACAGAAGGACCAACGGGACAAGAUGAGACCACGGUGACCGAUGCCGAGAACGACAACGGUGUACGGUCAGGAAAUGAGGAACAUGAUCAGGCGAUGGGUGACGAAAAACCGGACAGCGGUGAUCACGAGACAAGAGACGAUCAUCUCAAGGACUACGACAUACUUCUGGUGGACGCACGCUCUUCAAACUCGGCAAUUCCUGAUGCGCAUGCACCAACAAAAAUCCGGCCAAGCUGGCACCGUAAGAUAGAGAGAACUCGGUUGACGGUAGACGAGGCCGAAGAAUACGAUCAUAAAGUCAAGAAGAACCUGCGCGAAAGGCUAGGCGAGGAAGGCUACUAUUCCUACACACUUCUCGGCGAAUGCUACAUUCACGGGACGAUGGACGGUGAGGCGAUGCGGCACCGGAAUGGGAGUGCUGAAGGGGUACUUCCUUCGAUGGCCGAUUGGAAAGUUCACAAGCUCAUUUGCAAGUCCUUCAGCGAGCACAUGAACAAUCGUCCCAGUCAAAAGCACUACAGCAUCAUUGUCUUCCCGAAAGAUGAAGAAGCUCCUCGCUUCGAGUGGACUCUGUUCGAGCCUGGCACCUACAACGCCAAGAUUCCGUCACCCAAGAAAGCCUACGUGCAAGAGCUGGGCUUCGAGUUUUACGGGGUAAACUGCAACAAUCGCAACAACCCCAUAGGAUACUUCGAGGAAGACAGCACGGAUUACACAACCAAGAGGCACAUCGCUGGAAAGCAUCUCGGGUUGCUCUUUACGAGAAACCUGGGAUCUUUCGAAGAGCCCUUGCCGGAGGAUAUACCAAUCAACAAGAGUUUGAUGGACAUCGAUCCUGAGCUUGCGCGACUCCACGGAAAAGGUCACGUCCUUGCCUGGGGCUGCCAUUGUCCCGAAGACAGACGCAAGACCUCUGAUCUCAACUGCACACCGGCAGACUUCCGCCAUGCCGUCGACGCCCUGAGAAAGAACCACUACAAAGAUAGCCUGCGGGCGAAGGAGGUUAUAUCAAGGAAGACCGGUGGUGUCCUCGCCGUGCGCCUCACCUGCGUGGGCGACAAACUCUUCUUUGGACAUCCAACAUAUGAGAGUCAGAUCGAGCCGCGCUCCAUCCUGAGCAAGGAUUCGCAAGUUCCAUGCCCAGUAGCCGACAAAGUCGGCAUUCCACUGAUCAUCCGGAAGGAGCCUCCCGCGCUCUCUUGGCGCGACCGCGACUUCGAAUCCCGUCGGGAGAACCACAACGCGGCGAUGCUCAACCCGCCUACCCAGAAGACCAAGACCGGUACUUUGAUCAUUGCGCGCAAGGACGGCAAGCCGCUUCUGCCUACGCACCUCUUCUGCCUCAUCAUCUACACUGGCGAAAGGCUCCAAGACCCGCAGUUCGGUGAGGACGGCCCUCGUCUGCCGAGUAUGAUGUUGCAGAGCCGUUUGAACCUGGUGUCUCCGGAGGACUUCGAGGAGUAUUACAACAACGAAUGGCAUCGUUUGAAGCUUAGUGAGAGGUUUGUUCCCUCGCCUUUCCAGAUGUAUGAUGACUAUGAUGGCGAGAUUCAUCCUAUCAAUAUGAGAUAG
Messenger RNA from Alternaria ventricosa, 2505 nucleotides. RefSeq lists its product as uncharacterized. The transcript has 5 exons. The coding region runs from base 1 to 2505 and encodes 834 amino acids. The record is from RefSeq and is a predicted model, not a curated record. Lineage: Eukaryota; Fungi; Ascomycota; Dothideomycetes; Pleosporales; Pleosporaceae.